Molecule: messenger RNA, 1366 nt
Organism: Tarenaya hassleriana
Lineage: Eukaryota; Viridiplantae; Streptophyta; Magnoliopsida; Brassicales; Cleomaceae
Product: putative methyltransferase At1g22800
Exons: 11
Coding region: 69-1118 (349 amino acids)
Biological process (GO): mitochondrial respiratory chain complex I assembly
Cellular component (GO): mitochondrion
Molecular function (GO): S-adenosylmethionine-dependent methyltransferase activity
Source: RefSeq, a predicted model, not a curated record
UCCAUUUGUUCAGAGCCAAACCCCAGAACCCCGAAUACUAUACGACUGAUCCUGGCUCGGCUUAGGAUAUGCGGCGAAUUCAUUCCCUGUGCGGACGAGGUGGACUGCUUAGCCUCAACGCGAGAGACCCACCUCAUUUCUUCGUCCCCUCCUCCUCAUUCUGUACGGACGGCGGCAAUGCCGACGAGUUUCAGCACAAUACCUCCAGGGUCAAGAUCUUCGAUCGUGACCUCAAGCGCUGUCAUCGUGACCGAUCUGCUUGGCUCUCUUGCCAAAACGACUCCUUUGUGGACGCUGUUGCCGAGAAUCUGAUUGAUCGCCUCCAGGAUUGUAGGAAAAAUUUCCCCACUGCAUUGUGUCUGGGAGGAUCUCUUGGUGCUGUUAAGCGUUCUCUAGGCGGUCGUGGUGGGAUCGAACAUCUAGUCAUGAUGGAUACCUCAUACGAUAUGAUUAAAUCAUGUAAAGAUGCCCAUGAAGCUUCACCCUAUAACAAUGUUGAGACAUCUUUUGUGGUUGCUGAUGAAGAGUUUUUGCCUGUCAAAGAAAGUUCGGUUGAUUUGAUAAUAAGUUGUUUGGGCCUUCAUUGGACCAACGAUCUUCCAGGAGCCAUGAUACAGUGUAACUUGGCACUGAAGCCUGAUGGUCUAUUUUUAGCAGCAAUUCUUGGCGGAGAAACCUUAAAGGAGUUACGGAUAGCGUGCACUUUGGCUCACAUGGAGCGUGAGGGUGGCAUUAGUCCUCGUCUGUCGCCUUUGGCGCAGGUUAGGGACGCUGGAAAUCUGUUAACCAGGGCGGGUUUCACUUUGCCCGGUGUUGAUGUUGAUGAAUAUGUAGUUAAAUACAAGAGCGCACUGAAUCUUAUAGAGCAUCUCCGUGCAAUGGGCGAGACCAAUGCCCUUCUCCAGAGAAACAAGAUCCUGAAGCGCGAAACUGCUCUUGCUACAGCAGCAAUAUACGACUCCAUGUUCGCCACGGAGGAUGGUACAGUGCCCGCAACUUUUCAGGUGAUCUACAUGACAGGGUGGAGAGAACAUCCGUCGCAGCAGAAGGCUAAGAGGAGAGGUUCUGCUACUGUAUCAUUCCAGGAUAUCCAGAGGCAAUUCGGAAGUCACUCUUGAUUGGAGCAGCUACAACUGAAUAAAUAAAUGUUUUUCUAAAGGAAAAAAAAAAAAGGCAAAACCUAAUAGUUGAAGUGUGUGUAGGGUUAAGAGAAGAGCUUGUAGGUUUUGGCUUGAAGGAUGAUCUGUCUUGCUCCUCCAAUGGGGGCGAACAAGGCGAUCAAGACUCCGACGAUGAUUGAAAUCUGUGAUUGAGAAGAUUGAGAGUAAUAAGCAAAUAGGCGUCUGACUGAGAUUUUAUGGGGGAA